UUGUUGUAAAUGCAGUAACAAGUUCUGACAUGUUAAUGUUAAGAUGAAGACAAGUUGCUGUCUUCUCGAUUGUUUUGUUUUCAACAGUUCAACAUUUUUUAUAGAGUUUCUGGCGUGGUAAAGCUGUGGGUGCAUAUUUAAUUAUUACAGUUUACGACUAUUAUAAUUUAGUGUUAGCGGGGACCCUGAAUUAAGCAUGGACAGUCAAGAUAACUCAGUAAAGAAGCGAGCCGAUCUGAGCAGUCUGCCAACAAGACAAUACCUUGAUCAAACUGUAGUUCCAAUCCUAAUGAAUGCUUUAUCGUAUUUGGCGAAGGAAAGGCCGCCCGAACCAAUCAAUGCCUUGGCCGAAUACUUGCAAAAGAACAAAAGUGUCUAUGAGGCAGGAUGCGGUGAAAAGUCCACUGAAACCAGUAACGUGGAAGGCAAAUAGUCUUCAACUUAUUGACUGAGAGAAACGAUGUAUUCAUGAUUUCCUAUUGCACUGAUUUAUUUAAUAAUUUUGCUAGCUUUACAGCUCAUGGUAGUGUGAAUCCGAACAUUUCUCCAUUUUUUUCUAUAUCGUUAUCUACCUAUAGGGAUGAUUUAUUUGGUUUGGAUGGAACUGCUCUUUUGGAUGCAUCAGCUAAGAUUGCUAACUAAAUACUUAAUUUUUUAUAAUUUUUGACUGUAUUUACAAUCUAGGAUACGUUAUAUAUUAAAGUAAGUUAACAUUAAAGUCCUUUUAUUUAAUGUCUAAAUAAAUUGCAUAUUAAACUAGUUAUUAGCGAAACCUUACAUGACAUAAUCCAUUUAGCCAAACUGGAUUACAGUAAGUCUAAUUACUGGGAAGAAACGUUUUAUACUAGUAACAAGCUAAAUAGUAAAAUAUGAAAGUCCUUACACCCAGGCUAUACAUGCAUACUAUUUUCAUCUGACUAUGGAUCUGCUAUGGACUGCAAAAUCUCUCAAUAUAUUAACUAAUCAAAAGCCGAACUAAGGAAUGUAAGCAGCACAUCGGGCCUGAUUAUAAUAUCUAGCACACAGAUAUGACUAAAAAGUUUGAGUUCGAUUGGCACAUCCCUGUUCCAGAGCCCCUCCUGACAGGGUGUGUGUUUGAUAGGUGGACUGAAGGGGACAAUGUCGAUUUGGAGCAAAAAGCCACCUUCAAAGUGGACGAGUAUGGUUUCUUUAUUUAUUGGAAGAGCGAUGGGAGGGAAGGCGAUGUGAUUGAGCUGUGCCAAGUGAGCGAUAUAAGGGCCGGUGGGGUUCCCAAAGAUACCAAGGCGCUUAAUAAUUUGAGCAAAAAACAUGGGAAUGAUGUUGAAGAGAAGUCGUUGACGAUUUGCAGCGGUACUGAUUAUAUUAACAUUAAUUAUCAACACAUAGUGUGCCCUACACCGGACAUUGCGAAGGUAUGGCAAGAAGGAUUGAGGAAAAUAACCCACAAUAAUAAAAUUGUCAAUGUAUGUCCGAGGACUGUUUUAAUGAAGCACUGGAUGCGCUUGGGAUUUUCGGUGGACGCAAAAGGGAAAAUUCCGGUUAAGGCCAUAGCAAGAACGUUUGCAUCGGGAAGAGCCGAAAGGCUGGUUUACUCAUUCUUGGCCGAACUAGGGCUCCCUAGUGAGAAAAACGAUAGUAUUGAACUGGACCAGUUCACAUUCGAAAAGUUUUAUGCUCUAUACCAUAAGAUUUGCCCACGUAAUGAUAUCGAAGAAUUGUUUAGAUCCAUCAACCAAGGCAAAGGGGAUUAUUUAAGCCUAGAGCAGAUGAUCAACUUUCUGAAUGAGAAGCAAAGAGACCCCAGGUUGAAUGAGAUUCUCUAUCCGCUUUAUGACGAAAAACGUGCCAUAGAAAUUAUCCAAACCUACGAAACGGACGAGGAACUGCAAAAGUUUAAUCGACUCAGCAAAGAUGGUCUUAUCAGAUACCUGAUGUCGGAUGAAAACGCACCUGUUUUUCUUGAUCGCCUGGACAUUUAUAUGGAUAUGGAUCAGCCGCUGUGUGCUUACUACAUAAACUCGAGCCAUAACACAUACCUGAUAGGCAGGCAGUUUGGGGGAAAAUCGUCAGUUGAAAUGUAUCGGCAGGUCCUUCUGGCAGGCUGUCGUUGUGUCGAGCUGGAUUGUUGGAAUGGCCGAGGUGAAGAUGAAGAGCCAAUCAUCACACAUGGACGCGCCAUGUGCACUGACAUUCUAUUUAAAGAUGUGAUUUAUGCUAUUCGGGACACGGCAUUUGUUACAUCUGACUAUCCGGUAAUUCUUUCCUUCGAAAAUCACUGCUGCAAAAGCCAGCAACUGAAGCUGGCCAGGUACUGCGAGGAGAUUUUCGGCGACUUGCUCUUGAAGGAACCUUUGCCCGAUUUUCCACUCGCACCUGAUGUCGUCUUACCGCCGCCUUCUGCUCUGAAGCGAAAGAUUCUGAUUAAAAACAAGAGACUCACUCCUGAUGUGGAGAAGAGGGAGUUGGAACUGUUUCGUCAGGGCCAAUUCGUUAUUGAAGAUGAGGAAAAGGAGGACGCAAACGCUAGUGCGGAUCGGCCGAUUCCUCCGGAUAUAACCGCUGAGACACCAGCACCAGAUGUUCCUCCAGGUGAAACUCCAGAUGCACCAGUAACUACACCCUAUACAGGAUCAACUACAAAUGUCCAUCCACUCUUGAGCUCAAUGGUGAACUACGCCCAGCCGAUUAAGUUUCAAAGCUUUGACACGGCAGAAAAUAAGAAAAUUCACCAUAACAUGUCUAGUUUUUCUGAGCCCGUCGGGCUUAACCUUUUGAAGCAACAGGCAAUAGAAUUCGUUAACUACAAUAAGAGGCAAAUGUCCCGAAUUUAUCCCAGCGGAGCUAGAGCGAAUUCUUCAAACUAUAUGCCACAGGUUUUCUGGAAUGCUGGUUGUCAAAUGGUAUCGCUGAACUUCCAAACUUCAGAUUUGCCCAUGCAGUUGAACCAAGGAAAAUUUGAGUACAACGGCAAUUGUGGGUAUUUGCUGAAACCCGAUUUUAUGCGACGUCCUGACCGAAUAUUCGAUCCAUUUGCCGAAAGUCCUGUGGACGGUGUCAUUGCGGCUCAAUGCUCAGUGCAAGUGAUUGCCGGACAAUUCUUGUCCGACAAAAAGAUUGGCACAUAUGUAGAAGUCGACAUGUACGGUUUGCCUACGGACACGAUUCGUAAAGAAUUCAGGACUCGCAUGGUGCCCGCAAACGGUCUGAAUCCCGUUUAUAACGAAGAACCGUUUCUGUUCCGAAAAGUCGUUUUGCCCGAUCUAGCCGUGUUGCGGUUUGGAGUGUAUGACGAAAAUGGCAAGUUGCUGGGACAAAGAAUAUUACCAUUGGAUGGUCUGCAGGCUGGAUAUCGACACAUUUCGUUGCGAACCGAAGCUAACUUUCCCAUGUCUCUGCCGAUGUUGUUUUGCAAUAUAGAAUUAAAGAUUUACGUACCGGAUGGGUUUGAGGAUUUUAUGGCUGCAUUAAGCGAUCCCCGCGGUUUUAGAGAUGCUCGCCAAAAACAGAGUGAACAAAUGUCUUCUAUGGGGAUCGAGGUGACUGAUCAGAAAGCUGCCGAAAAACAAGUGAAGAAGGAAGAAAAAAAAGUUGACCCAAUCAUAUUCGAACCAAUAACAAUCGAGUCGAUUAAACAGGAUAAAGCAUUUCAAAAAACCACUAAAAAACAACUGAAGGAUUAUGAUACAUUGAAAAAGAAACAACAGAAAGAGAAGGCUGCUGUACAGAAAAACCAGUGCGCAGCGAUUGAGAAGCUGGUUAAAGGAAAAAGUAAAAGUGAUGCAGUGAAUGAUGCAAAUGUGCGAAAACUAGUUACCGAUCAAACCAUAGAAUGGAGCACACUAAUGGAGCGACAUCGAAAGCAGGAAUGGGAGUUUUUACGAAAUCAAUUAGAUGACCAACGAGACCUGCUAAGGAAGCAUAUGGAAAUUCUGCAGCGGCAACAGAUGACCCAGUUGGAUGCCAAACAUGAAAAAGAAAUGAAAGAAAUGAAUAGUCAACAGGCGAAACAGGCAGUCGAAACAGCAAAAGAAAUUACCAAUGAUAAGACUUUAAAAACGAAAAAAGACAAAGAGCGACGAUUGAAAGAGAAGCAACAGAAUAACACUAAAAAGUUUCUGGAAGAGCGAAAAACCACAGCCUUAAAACACGGUCGCGAAAAGGAAAAACUGAAGCUCACCCACGAUAAACAACUGGGAACGUUGUCUCAUGAUAUACAAAAAAUGAUCGACAUGUAUAAGAAUGAAGAAAAAGAGUACGAGUUGUCUUCUAAAAAUGAAUUUUUUGCCUAGUCUACGUGCACACUCGAUUUUCGCUUAUGUUACGCUUUGCUUGUUACGUUUUUUUAUCAGUAUUAGUCCUAGCUUGAUUCAACUGAUCUACUAGUACGUAUUCUGCGUGACCCAUUCGAGGGAAUGAUUAGGAAGUUGUUGUUUAAAUGCCUCUAUACAUAUUUAUGUAUUAGUCUCAGUCAAAUCUUGAUCAAUCCAUGUAAAUUAUGCAUAGAAAAAGCACUGUUUAUGUUUAAUAAAUAGUUUAAGGUUUAGCAGUUAUUUGUUCAAAUCAAAUCAAGAAAAUAGCAAAUAGGUCAUGAUAUACAAAUAGAUACCAUUUAUUUUCAAUUUCAACAAACCAUUCACUAGGACAUCUUAUUCUUAUUACACUUUUAUUAAUACGAAACUAAUAAAUACGAAUAUCUUUAGCAAUAAAGACAUGCGAAAUAAUCA
Messenger RNA from Dendroctonus ponderosae (mountain pine beetle), 4706 nucleotides. It is a transcript of the gene norpA, whose product is annotated as 1-phosphatidylinositol 4,5-bisphosphate phosphodiesterase. Lineage: Eukaryota; Metazoa; Arthropoda; Insecta; Coleoptera; Curculionidae. Gene Ontology annotation, biological process: lipid metabolic process; phosphatidylinositol-mediated signaling. Bases 1029 to 4271 code for a protein of 1080 amino acids. Gene Ontology annotation, molecular function: phosphatidylinositol-4,5-bisphosphate phospholipase C activity; calcium ion binding. The record is from RefSeq and is a predicted model, not a curated record. The transcript is spliced from 19 exons.